Molecule: messenger RNA, 7334 nt
Organism: Prinia subflava (tawny-flanked prinia)
Lineage: Eukaryota; Metazoa; Chordata; Aves; Passeriformes; Cisticolidae
Gene: NR6A1
Product: nuclear receptor subfamily 6 group A member 1
Exons: 10
Coding region: 127-1545 (472 amino acids)
Biological process (GO): regulation of DNA-templated transcription
Cellular component (GO): chromatin
Molecular function (GO): sequence-specific DNA binding; nuclear receptor activity; zinc ion binding
Source: RefSeq, a predicted model, not a curated record
CGGCCGAGCGCGGCGCGGCCCUGGCUGUCAGCAGCGCCCGAGCGGCCAUGGGGCAGCGCGGCCGCCGGGGCCGCUGAGACCGCCGAGCCCCGGCCCGGCCCGGCCCGGCGCGGCCCCGGCGCCGCCAUGGAGCUGGAGCCGCCCGCGGAGCUGCCGGAGCCCCGCGCCGCCAGCAAGGGGCCGCCCCGCAGCGCUACAGAUGUGGAGCAGAUGAGUUCCUCCUCUCCUGUCCUCCCUAUGAACUCCAUGGGCAAUGAGCGGGUGGAUCAGAGAACCUGCCUGAUCUGCGGGGACAGGGCCACGGGGCUGCACUAUGGCAUCAUCUCCUGCGAGGGCUGCAAGGGCUUCUUCAAGAGGAGCAUCUGCAACAAGCGCGUGUACCGCUGCAGCCGCGACAAGAACUGCGUCAUGUCCCGCAAGCAGCGCAACCGCUGCCAGUACUGCCGGCUGCUCAAGUGCCUCCAGAUGGGCAUGAACCGCAAAGCAAUCAGGGAGGAUGGCAUGCCAGGAGGCAGAAACAAAAGCAUCGGGCCUGUCCAGAUAUCAGAGGAGGAGAUUGAGAGGAUUAUGUCUGGGCAAGAAUUCGAGGGAGAGGCAAACAUGUCAUGGAGCAACAACGGAGACAGCGACCACAGCUCCCCUGGAAAUGGAGUUUCUGAGAGCAACCAGCCUUCACCUGUUUCUACUCCAUCUUCAAGCAGGUCCGUGGAGCUGAACGGCUUCGCUGCACUCAGGGAUCAGUACCUGGGCACGCCGGUGUCCGCGCACUACCAGUACCUGCCGCACCUUUUCAGCUACUCAGCACCGGCGGCGCUGGCGGCGCCGCAGCCGCGCGGGCUGGAGCCGCAGUCGCACGGGCUCAUCGGGCAGCUGCUGAGCGCCGAGGACCUGGAGCCGCUGGGCACGCCCAUGCUCAUCGAGGACGGGUAUAAAGUGACUCAGGCAGAGCUGUUUGCGCUGCUGUGUCGUCUGGCAGAUGAAUUGCUGUUCAGGCAGAUUGCUUGGAUCAAGAAGCUGCCGUUCUUCUGCGAGCUCUCCAUCAAGGACUAUACCUGCCUGCUCAGCUCCACGUGGCAGGAGCUGAUCCUGCUCUCCUCGCUGACUGUGUACAGCAAGCAGAUCUUUGGUGACCUUGCAGAUGUCACCUCCAAGUACUCUCCCUCUGACGACGAGCUGCACAGGUUCAGUGAGGAGGGCAUGGAGGUGAUGGAGCGGCUGAUCUACCUCUUCCGCAAGUUCCACCAGCUGAAGGUCAGCAACGAGGAGUACGCGUGCAUGAAAGCCAUCAACUUCCUCAACCAAGAUAUCAGGGGUCUGACCAACGCCUCGCAGCUGGAGCAGCUGAAUAAGCGGUACUGGUACGUGUGCCAGGACUUCACGGAGUACAAGUACCCCCACCAGCCCAACCGCUUCCCGGAGCUGAUGAUGUGUCUGCCAGAGAUCCGCUAUAUUGCAGGAAAAAUGGUGAACGUCCCCCUGGAGCAGCUGCCUCUCCUUUUUAAGGCUGUUCUGCAUUCCUGCAAGACGAGCGUGAGCAAAGAGUGAGCGCAGCUGGCCCCGGGCGGUGCCUUACGCUGAGCCUGGGGCGGGAGCGGCGCACCCGGAGAGGGGCAAACGCCACCCAGGCAGGGGACAGGCACUGGCCUCCCUGCCCUCGUAGCAAGGAUCUUUGUUUGUUUGUUUUUGUUUUUUUUACUCCUUUUCCUAUAUAUUUAUUUCACGACAGAGUUGAAUGUAUGAUCUUCAACACGAUGCACAUGGUUCUGUAAGAAUGCAGCAGAUGCAUUCUCCAGCGGUUUACAGAAUGUGAAGAUGUUUAAUGUUACAGUGUUUGUUAGGGUUAGUUCUUUUGUAUUUGGGGCUGGGGACCGAGAUGACUAAGACUACCUCAAGGAGAAGAUGCUGUUCACGCACUGCUCUUUCCAUGAUUUGCAUCCAAAGCAUUUCUCAUACAGAGCUGUUAGUAUCCCAAAGGGACGACUUUGGAGAAGUGGGUGCUAGAGAAGUGCCAAGCUUUUUCUUUAAUUUUAAAAAGGCAGGGAGUGGAGGAGAAGAAGAAGUCUGUCUAGGCAGUUGGUUUCCUUUCCCCUGGCAGUUUCCAGGUGCAGGUUUCCAGUGGGAUGGCUGUGCUCUGAGGGGGUCCCUGGCCCUGUCCUGUCUGGGGAGCUGCGGGUGGGGUCUGCCCCAGCCCCUCCUGGCCAGCUGCCCUCCUACUAUUGCCACAGCACCUGCCAAUUCCUCUGAAAUUGUGUUCCUGCAGUCCAUAACAGGCUCCUGGCAUUACACAAAGGUGCUCCUGUUGCUAUAGAAUGGUAAAGACUUUACUUCCUUAAAAUCCAUUUUAGGUUUACAAAAGCAGGAAAAACCUUAGAGAAGAGGCAGGAUUGCCCCUGUUAAUGUGUUCCUCCAACAUGGUACCUGACUCCUGACUGCAUUGCAGCAAUCCCCAUUUGGGGAGCAGUUAAUGUAUCCCGUGUUAAAUGGGGCCUGUGUAGUGGGGUGAGGGACUCAGUGUCCUCUGGCAUGGCUUUCUCUGCUGGACUCAGGGAAUGGGUGUUCCACAGUCAUAUCCUGCCAGGACUGCCCUGUUCCUUGUGGAAUCCCAGGAAAAAUGACAUUAGUGCUGUACUUGGUUACCUGCUGUGUUCUAGGUCUUGCAAGGCUUGGAUUUUCCAUCUCGCAGGCUCUCCACAACCCCAGAUGGAGAACUGGUUUAAUGACAGCUGAUUAGCUGAUUGAGAGAUUGCUGAGUGCUGGUGUUUAGCUAAACUUGGGCAUUCUCAUGAGUGACCUCAUUAUUUCCUGCUCAUGAUGGGGAGCUCGGAUGAGAUGCUCUUGAUCUCAUCUCCUUCAUUAGGAAUCAAUAUUCAAAGACUCCCUCACUCUCCUAGACAGCCUUGGCUGGAUUUCCUUCCCUGCCUCCUUAGAUGUUAAUCUGGCAUUCACUUAGCAAGGUGGCUCCUCAAUAAGUGUUUGAAUGCUGACUUAAAAAUUCUUGUGGAAACAACUUCUGUUCCUUCAGGGUGGGAGGGAUGAGUCCCUGCCUUCCUGUCUUUCCCUGGUGCCAGCUGCGCGGCACGGAGCGAGCGCAGCUCAGCAGGGCUGCAGCUGCUGUGCAUGAACGUGGUGGUGAGCAGCAGAAAAACCCCAUUCACCAAAGUCGUCCGUCCCUCCCUCCCCUGGCCCAGGGGUGCUCCUGGUUGCUCCAAGGGGGCUGUGACCUGCAGGUUUGGCACGUCCCGGUCCGGCCGUGCCGGUGCUGCCGGCUGCGGUCGCACCGCGCCAGGGCCCUGCUGCUGCCUCACCACGGGCACCCCGCCUGGGCAUCUCCCAGCCCGACGGUUCCCCUCUUCUGAAAACCCAUAGCUGUUAAUUUUGCAUUAUUUAAACAGGAUGUUACGGGUAACAGCUGCUGGGCACGGCAGCGGCUCAGCUCGGUGGAGCUUCGCACCCAAAGGUGGUUCCAUGACUCUCAUUAGGUUCUGACAGUACAAUGAGACACGUGUGUAUUCUCAGGAAAGCCUUCUGCAUACAGCCGAUACCUCACGUGUUCAGGGGAGAUUUUAGUGUACCUGUUUGUAAGUUAGAAUGUAUUUCUCAGCUUUUAAGUUUAAUUUUCAAAUAGCUUGAUAUGAUCUUUUUAUUACGGGUUAUUUCUGGCUUGCUGUUUUAUACACCCAAGGAAUUGUUAAAAUUGCAUAGGAGUAAUUUUAUUCUACAGUUACUGAAUUAUUAUAAUCUGUUGAUGAAUAAGUGUUUUAAUUAGUGUACAUAAAAGCAGUCCUCUUGUUGCCAGCUAUCCAACAAAAAUAAUCUAUUGGGUGAUCUGCGGUUUUCCAAAAUAGCCUCCCAAGACUAAUGCUGUACCAACAACAACCAAAAACCUAAAUUCAGUUAUGAUGACAAACAGACAUGAAUGUUCCACUUUCUGUUGUAGAAAGCAAAUUUUACGAAGGUUGAUUGGCAGCAGUAUCCGUUCCCAAAUACACAUUUGCCAUAGGGAGUAGAAAAUCCUUCCUGAACUGACAGGUAAGGAAGCAGCAAACAGAACAGACAGAAUCACUGGGCAGUCAUUCCUGAUAUCUCCUGCACCAAGUCCUCUAAUGACUUGUAUUUUUUAAACAGGGUAAAUGUGAAUGUGUUGCAUUGCAAACUCAGGUAUUAUGAGAAGGUAGGAAUGUAGCUAGAAAUGUAGAGACGUUAGGUAGAUGUAUUUGUGAAUUUGGUUUGAAGGACACCCUGGAAAGGUUGGAAUUUUUGUUCCAUUCUUCACGUAACAUUCAGUUUACAGGGACUCAUAUUUUAUUUGUGCUUAAUGCUACUAGGGGGAAGUUCAUUAUCUUUGGUAUCUAUCUGCUCUUGCUUAUCUGACCUUCUGUCAUAGAGAAAUCAAUCAACAAUAAUAGUCUUUGGUAGAAUUUUCUGCCAUGACAAGUCAAUUUUUAUCCCCGAUUUGAAAGAUAGAUUGGCUGGCUGACCCCCUCUUCUCCUUCAAAGUGUCUGUGCAGAUAGAAAGCUGAAGAGUUACUUUUAAUCCGAGCAGAGAUUUGGGACAUAAAUUUGAAGUGCUCAGGCUCACGUGCUCAGGAGAGGCUGCCGAGGAGCAGCUGGAAGGGGUCCCUGCUCACAGGGCUCGGUCAGAUCCUGGGGCCUCAACAAAACCUUCUGGAAGCUGAGUGAGUUUUCUGCCCCUUCAGCUCAGGCCCUGCCACGUGGGCUGAGCCUUGCCCCCUCAGUGUGGGCCAGUUGCCAGGCCCUGUUCUCAGCGUGUCCAGCCCUGGGAGAGGGCAGGGGAUGAGCAGAGGGGCCUCGUGCUCUCCACGCUUUCCUUGUGCCCUGGCUGCUGCCCAGCUGAGAGCUGUGCCCGUGCCCCUCGUGUCCUCACCUCUGCAGAGGCACGGCGUGCUUUGGGUCAUCAGGGAGCGUCUGGGUUCUUCUGUAAUUCCUAAAUGCAGAGAUUGGAUUCUUUAACCCUUUGCCAUCUCCCAUCACAGGCCGAAGGGGGGCUCGGUGUUUUCAGAGUGACCAGUGGUCAGUGGCACUGCCAGCUGCAGGGCACCUGCACUGGGGACCUGCCACCCUCGUACCACCCCUUUUCCCAGUUCUGGGUGUUGCUCUGAGGGAGCCCAUGGGAGGCAGGGGUGCCAGCAGGGCUCCUGGGCUGCUCUCCCUCGCUGGUGGGGGCCUUGAUGGCCCUGUCCCCACCCAUGCAAAGGCUCAGGUGUCUCUGCUGCAUCCCUCCCUGUGCCAGUAGGAUCUGCCCUUGCUCCUCAGGCUCUGCACAGACCCACAGCCACUUCAGGUAAAGGAGUUUAAGUCUUGUCCUUCAAACCAACUUUAAAAAAAAAAACCACUUGAAUUUCUUUUACCUUUACUACAUUUUUUAAAAGGAAAAAAAAAAGAAAAAAAAAGAUUCUCCUGUGAAUGUGCUAUUUCUCAUUAAUUCUUUCUUCCUUCUUGGUUUUGAUUUGAAGCUGUGAAGCUCAGUGUCUGUGAAAAUGUUGUUAUUUCUCAGGAUAAUAAGCGGCAAUCAUCCCUGCCACAUGAAAGGCAGGAGAAAGGGGGAAACUUGGGGAACUAGUUAAAGUAUGAAACUAAUUUUUAAGUUGUAGAUGAUGUGUAAAUGGAGGGGAGUGCAUAGCUAUCAGUAUCAAGCUGUGGUGUUUCUCUGGGUUCACAGUGUGUUGUUUCAAUGCACAGAAGCUCAGGGAUAAGUAUUUAAAAUGUGACCCAGAGAAACCCUGGUUUUGAUGUUGCAACAAUUGCUUCUUUCCUGACUUGUCUGGAGGGCCUGCUGAGAGCUGACCAAAGCCCCAUGUGGGGAUGUUGGGGAAAGGUUUUGGGUUUGGCUGUGGGAAUUUGCUCUGCUGAAGGCUCAGCCGUGGUCCUGUGGGCAGAGCAUCCCCAGGGAGCACGGGGCUGCAGGAGGCUGUGCCCCUGCACCACCCAGCAGCUGGGGACCAGCUCUGUCUGUGGGGCUCUAUUCCUGCAUUCCCUCACCCCUCUGCCUUUGGAGAUAAAUGUUUGACUGUUCAUGGAAAAGGGGACAUGGGAAUUUCUCAUUGUACCCUUGGCAGCCAGUUGCAGGGCUCUGUACUCUUAUUUGUUGCUUAUGAAGUCUUAAUUUUCAUCAGUAGAGCUUUCUCACUGUGGUUGCAGGCACAGUCAGACAGAGAAGGGCACUGGUGUGUGACUCUGGCUGGGUUACAGCUGCUAUGAGUGUCCAAACAGCCCCAUCCAGCCACAGACAGGGCCAGCACUGAGUGAGAGUCAGCAAAAGUUUGAAGGGCUGAAAUGCUCUCCCAGCACUCUCAGCCAGGAUCUGCAAAUCUGAGUUUAAGCCAGCCUGGCGAAAAGCUGGGAGGCCAAUCCAGGCAGUGUCUUUCCCUUGGGAAAAAAAAAGGCUCCUGUGAGCUGCCCUCUGACAAGUCCGUGAAAGAAGCAUCAUAGUUCAGUGGAAGAAAUGCCCCCAAGGGCAAAAAGAAACAGAAAUUGAGACCAGAUGACGAUCAACCUUAACAAAGCCUUUUGUGAUUCAUUGUUUUCUUUCAAUUUAUAAAAUGUCUUGUAAUAGUUGAUAACAUUAUUGACUCAAUUUCCAUAACUAAACUACCUCGUGUGACAUCCUGUUUAUCAUCUCAAAGGGAUUGUGUGAAAAACUAAACACUGCCAGUGUCUGUUGCCAGCGAGGAGCAGGGGCUGUGAUUGCUGGAGUUGUGUUUCCCUUCCCUGGGCUGGGGCUUGGCUCCUGUCACUGCUGUGUCCAGUGUCCCUGCCCGGGACAGGGAGGAUGUGGCUCAUGGCACUUUGGGGUUUGUCAGUGCCCAUCGAGCCCCAGGCCUGGUGCCAGCUCAGUGCUGGUGCAGAGGCUGCCUUUGUAACCUGGGACCUCCCAGGACCUGGCAGCUCCUCGUGUGUCCCUCCUGGGGACGCAGCGGGCCGGGUUUGCUGCUUGUGUCGGCCCCUGGCUGGUCUGAGGGAUGUCUCCAGGAGGGUCAGUCCCAGCUUUGGGUCCCUCUUGGUGACGUUCCCGGUGCUGGUUUCUGCCGUUCAUUUUUCUCACAAUCCCUUGUGUAAAUCAGGGAAGCAGGAUGUUGCCUCGGCGUGACACACGGUGAACAUUGGCACACCCCGAGCCGGGGCUGGGGCGGCAGCGAGUGCCUGGCCCCGCGUCACCACGACCAAAUGAAUGUUUGUGCCAGCGGGCCCGCGCCAGCCCUGCCCCGCUGCUCCGCUCCGGACUUGACUACCUGUGGAAAUGUGACCAAUAAGUGUUGAAUGCAUGUUUAGUGAGUGUUUAGCUGUAUGAACUAAUAAAUGUGAAAUGUUCUGCA